AUGACCUCAGGCAACAGGAAUAUCCGGUUCGGGGCUGGAGUUGGUAUUGUGCAGUUUGUAGUGAGGAUGGCGCUGUGGUCUUGCUCUCAGGAUCUUGGCUCGGCUGAGGAGGAUGAGAAACAGGGACUGACUCUUACAUCUUUGCAGCGCCUGUCAGAAACUCAGCAUAUUUUGUUUUCCACACAGACCCAUGGUCAAGGGGUUGAAUUAAUUUGUCAAAAACAAAAAGAGUUUGUGAAGAGCUCUGUAGAAUCCAAAUGGAAUCUAGUGGAAGCCCAGCAGAAACUUAGUAGUUUAGCACUGCAUAAUUCGGAAUCCAUGGAUCAGGAAUAUGCCAAAGCACAGACUGAAGCUUCAGAACUGAGAGAGAGAGAGGAAGAGUGGAGAAGAAAAGAAGAAGCGCUAAUACAGAGGGAAAGACAGAAUCUAUGGAAUACAGAUUCUGUUAGUAAGGAGGUAUUUAAUAAGAGUUUUAUUAGUCAAAAUAAAAGAAAAGAAGUAGAAGAUGAAGACAUAUCUAAAUCAUUUAUGCAGAAGCAUGAACAAAAGAUUAGAUACUUUGGUAUGCUGGGCAGAUGGGAUGACAGUCAAAGAUUUUUGUCUGACCACCCAUAUCUUGUUUGUGAAGAAACAGCUAAGUAUCUCAUCUUAUGGUGUUUCCAUCUAGAAGCUGAACAGAAAAGAGCUCUGAUGGGACAAAUAGCACACCAAGCAGUUGUAAUGCAGUUUAUUAUAGAAAUGGCCAAAAGUUGUAAUGUGGAUCCAAGAGGCUGUUUUCGUCUAUUUUUCCAAAAAGCCAAAGCAGGAGAAGAAGGCUAUUUGGAAGCUUUUAAAACUGAGCUUGAAGCAUUCAAAUCAAGAGUGAGAAUCUAUUCACAGUCACAAGGCUUUGAAGCUAUUUCAGUACAGAAUCCCAGUGACUAUACUGGUUUUGUAGAAGGGCUGGAGUCUUUGUCACAGAAUGCAGAUGGUCUACAAGGUUGCAUAAACACAAGUUUCUGCAAUUUAAACUCAAUGGUACAAAAAGACGAAGAACCCAAAAUGAUGGACACAGUAUAGCACUGUUAAGACUGAGGCCAAGUACUCUUUUUAUUACAAAGAAAAGAACAUGGCUAUUUUCUUGACAUGUUUUUAUGGGUACUGCACUUUAUUUUUGGUGCUUUGAGGGAGGAUUUGGAGGGAGGGUAAUCCAGAAAUACUUGUAAUACUGUUUGAAAAUGUGCUGCUAGGUUUUUCGGUCGUCUAUGAAGAGUGGGGUUCUCAUUGCCAAAUGUGAAAAUUGAUGUGUUUUAUGCUACUAAAUUUGCCUUUCAUGAUUUUGAGAAUUAAAGUAUGAAAAAGAAAUCUGCACAAAUACAAUGUUUACAAAAAGUGGUAGAUUUUUGGUGGAAUCUGCUAUUGUCUCUUCUUAGACAUCGGCAUGUUCCAUGAAUAUUGCAGAUCACAAUUAUACUCCUGCUAUAUUGCUGGUAUAGCUCUCAAAUCUGGUUUUAUCAUUAAUAGCAAUAAAUUAGUAUGAUAUCAGUAUUGCAGAUCUGGAUGGCUUAAAUUAUAGUACUGGCUCUCUACCUCUUAUAAGGGGAUUUAAAUGUUACAUUGUGCUUUCAUAGAAAAAUCUUGUUUUUGCAAUUUUGCAAACAAUUGCUUACAUGUGAGCUCUGGGUUGUAUGGUCACUGAGAAUCUUUUUCUUUUUUAAGACUAACAUUUUAGUUUAAAAAUUUUAGUUAAUUUAAACUAAUUUUUUAAAGCAAGAUCUGUUAUGGGGUGAAAAGUAUUUGAUGAAGGGAACAGAGGGGAGCUUAAGGUACAAUGGGUGGGAAGAGACUCUGCUUUCAACAAAAAGCUUGAUCACGGUCAAGGGCCAAGUACUUGUAAGUCAGGUUUUGGCAGGUAUUUCAUACACUGCUAAACUAAAGCUCUUUUUAAUAAAUGAAUGACUUCUGAAAUUAUCAACUUAAGUACUGAGAAGUGGGAAGUUCUUUAAAAGCCUUCUUUGUUAGGAACCUUAGGUCCAAAUGCCGUUCCCAGAAUAAGCCUGGUAUCAGAGCCUCUGCAAUCCAAAAUUUCUACCAAGCUUUUCAAACUUACUGCUUCUAUAGCAGCUCUGUCUACUCUGUAGCUGGGCUGUUCCAGGAGAGCGUCUGUAUCUCAAAUACCAGUAUAAAUUUUCACUUUGCAUGUUUUUACAGGAGACUAUUAUUUGUAUUUGGCCAGAUCUAUUGUUUACUUGGCCCUUUGCUGCAUUGCUCUGAUUGCACACAGGGCUUGGAAUGCAUUUAGAAUAAUAGUUUGAUGACUAACCCAAGUAAAUAAGUUGGUAUAACCAGUUCUCACAGAGCCUACCCUCAGUCGCUGACACAGGCAAACUAGCUGUUAUGCAACACUAGCUGUUUUUUAUUGUAGGCUGUAAUUAUGGUAUACUGAAGUCUAAAAGUCUGUUGUAGUAUACAGUGGGAUAAGUAUUAGCAAAAAUUCAUCAGCAGAUCAGCUGAUGGGAGCUCCUUUCUUGGCCCUAGUACUAUUGUCUGGAACACUUGUGUUUUAUCCUCAGGUUAUCUGCUGUUCUGUCUGAUUAUCAGGCAGACAAGGAGGAUUUGAGGAAAGAACACACCAUGUCCAGGAUGUCUACCAAGACCCCCAGGUCCUUUUCAGCACAGCUGCUCCCCAUCCAGCCUUCAGCCUAUAUCAUUGCAAGGGGUUCUUCCUUCCCAGGGGCAGGACUUGGCAUUUGUUCUUGUAGAAUUUCAUAAUAUUCCUAUCAGUCCAUUCUCUAGCCUGUCUCAGUCCCUCUGAAUGGCAGCCCUGACCUCAAGCGUAUUGACUGCUCCACCAAAUUUGGCGUCAUCUGCAAACUUGAUGAGAAUGCACUCCAUUGCCUCCUCCAGGUCAUUGAUAAAGAUGUUAAGCAGGACAGAUCCCAGGAUAGACCCCUGCAGUACUCCACUUGUUACCAGCAUCCAGGUAGAGUAUUGACCUAUCAACCACUACCCUCUGAGCCCGAUCAUCCAACUAGUUUUUCACCCAUCUAGUUGCCCCCCCCCAUCCAGACUGUAAUGUCCUAACUUGGAUACAAGAAUAUGGUGGGAGAUGGUGCUGAAAGACUUGCUAAAGUUGAGGUAAAUGUCCACAAACAUAAUUAUUUUAAUCAAAGAAAGCAAUCGGGUUGGUCAGGCAUGAUUUACCUUUGGUAAAUCCAUGCUGACUGUUCCCAAUAGCCUUCUCCAUCAUGUUCCCAGAAAUGUAUUCCAAGAAGACUCACUCCAUGAGUUUCCAAGGGACUGAAGUGAUGCUGACCGGCCUGUAGUUCUCCAGUGUCCUUUUGGCCAUUUUUGAAGAUGGGUGCAACAUUUGCCUUUGUCUAGUCAUUGGGGGACCUCCCCCAAUCUCCAUGACUUUUCAAAGAUGGUAGGGAGUGGCCUUGCAAGGACAUCAGCCAGCUUUCUCAGCACCCUUGGAUGCAGCCCAUUGGGUCUCAUGGACUUGUAUGGGUCAAAUUCUCGCAAGUAAUCCCUGACUCUAUCCUCAUCCACUGCUGAUAGUUUUCCUCCUUGAACCCUUUUGCUAAGCACAGAGGCCUGGGAGACCUUGCUAGUGAAGACUGAGGCAAAGAAGCCAUUGAAUACCUUAACCUUAUCUGCAUCUGCUCUAAGUCACCCGCCCCAUUCAGCAAUGGUCCCAGGUUUUCCUUGUUCAGCCUUUUACUAAUAAUGUAGUGGUAGAAGCUCUCCUUGUUGCCCUUGACGAUUCUUGCCAGUCUCAACUCCAGUUCAGCUUUGGCUUUCCUGACACCAUCAUUACGUGCCUGGGUGAUGUUUCUAAAUAUUUAAUUUCUUUCCUUAAUAUUACUUAAAGUUGCUUUGCUUUUGCUUUCUGAUUGAACCCCAUAAGUACAGCAGUAAUAUGAGCACUAUAGCAAAAUAACUCACAAAUCAUACUACCAUUUGCAGUAGAACCUUUUUGCCUAGGAACCCCUGAUUUGCUUUAAGUGGUUGUAAAGAUGCUUCAAAUCCUAAGGAGACUUUUUUCCUCUCAAGUUAAUUGAAAGUUAUGUAGGCUAGUAGAUAAAGAAAACAAGCACAGCUGCUUUUUUUUUUUCUGAAAAUGAAUCAAAAUCCAUAAAUAGAAGCAUGGAAUAGCUCAAGGUUUCAUGGUGGAAUGUUGUAACUAACAGGUUCUAAGCUCAACUUUCUAAAGGAAGGGUAUCUUCAGUCUAGAGCUUCCAUAUAGACAAAGAUUCAAGUAAAAGUUAUUGGCAAAGUUUUUGUCAAACUAUCUUUGAAGGGUAAAGAAAGUUACUUGCAGUGAUAGCUACUGCCCAUGCUAAUACAUAAUAUGUAAAGUGCUUCACAGUACAGUUCACGAAUAAACAGGUCAGCCAAAAUGGUCUGUAAUGACGCUGUAUUCUGGAUUGUAUUUUCUCCCCACAAUUCAAUAUGUGCCUAAAAUUAGUAUUUUCUGAUUAAUACAAACUCAAGAGUAAGUGCUUUUGUUAAAAUCAAUCAUUCUAUUACAGAAAUUAGUAAUAUUUAAUAUAAGAAUACAGCAUUAAAGAAAGGAUCCCGAGAGAAUUGAAAGGAAGAAGAGGGAAAAAGUAUAACAGAAAUCAGUUGUCCAUUUCCUCCAGUAUAUCCAUCUAACUUUUUAGGGUUGCCCUAGCAGAAGUGGGAUGAUAAUAGUUAUGUCAUUUAGUUCCAAGAGCAGCUAUAACACUAAAAACUCAAAUUAGGUAUGUGUUACUAUGUUUCUUAAAGUGAGCUAGUGGCCAUAUCAGUUCAUGAAGUUGGUAAUUGCCCAUGGAACAUUUAUUAAUGAGCUAUGAAGGCUAAAGAUAAGGAACAGGCAGUCCUAUGAUAGAGCAGGUGUUAUACAAUAAUAACCAUCCAAAUAAUUCUGAAUGGGACAAAUACUGAAGUUAUCACACCUCAACGAUCAGAGAAGUACCCAAGGAUGCAUCAGUUCAAACAAGUGAACCAAGUAUAAUCAAGUUGCUUUGAAGUAGUUCUAGUAACUGCAUUUAUUUGUAAAGUAUGUUAUUACUAGUAAUGAUAAUAGUUUAGGCCUAUGUCUUACUGUGGGGUUAGAGGCAUUUUUUUCUCCAGAGAGCUAUUGAAUUCAGGAAAAACUAUUGUCAAUCCCCCCUCCUCCAAAAAAAAAAAUCCUUUUCUGCAACCUCCUUAAAGAUGGAGCUUCUAGUCUUAUACUCAAUGCACAGAACACUUCUGGUAGAACAGAAUGAAGGUGGAAGAUGUGGAAACACAAAUAAAGGACAGUCACUUUAGGAUGUUGCCAAAAAAAAUCUCUAAUCAAUUUAUUUCGGUGGGAUAAGAAUCCACAAGCCUUUCUAUGAUGAUCUACUAUUAUUCAAAUGUUAUCCAUGUUAUUUACACACCAGAUCAGCUUUAACUUAAGAUGCACUUUGAAUAAAAGUUUGGCUUCUACAAGA
This is a messenger RNA of Dromaius novaehollandiae (emu), 5444 nucleotides long. RefSeq names its product hsp90 co-chaperone Cdc37-like 1. Lineage: Eukaryota; Metazoa; Chordata; Aves; Casuariiformes; Dromaiidae. Bases 1 to 1059 code for a protein of 352 amino acids. The transcript has 7 exons. Gene Ontology annotation, molecular function: protein-folding chaperone binding; heat shock protein binding. The record is from RefSeq and is a predicted model, not a curated record. Gene Ontology annotation, cellular component: cytoplasm. Gene Ontology annotation, biological process: protein stabilization; protein folding.